GAGACGCGUGCAGUUUGCACUGACCAGAGAUUGUAGUAUCGUUGUUACUAUGUUGGCAUGAGGAUCAAGUCUCGUGAGUAGCGGUGGAACCAACGUGCUGAUUAUGCUUAGAUAAACCAACGCAACUCCCUGACAAUUUGUGUGAUAAUGGCAUGCGAUGGUUCGAUUGACGAUUUUCCGGACAAAGUGUUGUUGACCGGAUCACCGUCUUCAUGCACGUGCAUCAAUACGUGCAAAACCCACAACAGAAGAAGUAGCAGCGUGAGCAACAUCAGUGUGGUUUUCCUCGGCUUCUUUAUUUUGUCUCUGUCUCUGCACGUUAUCACGCUGCUGUGCUAUCUGGAUCUCCGGUCCGAAGUGAAGCGGGAGAUUUCUCAGCGGAGAGGAGUGGACGAAAAGUUGACCCUCGGUGGAACGGAUGUGACUGACCCGUUGAUCCUCUCCGAUCACCGAGUGAUGGAACCCGGCGCCCGGGCACAGGGUCACGAGGAGAGGUUGCUCCACAGACAGCCGGAUGGCCACCCCACCAGACCCCCCACAGCCCCAGGGGACAGCAGCAGUAUUCACGGACAGCCGGGUGGCCACCCCACCAGACCCCCCACAGCCCCGGGGGACAGCAGCAGUAUCCACAGACAGCCGGGUGGCCACCCCACCAGACCCCCCACAGCCCCAGGGGACAGCAGCAGUAUUCACGGACAGCCGGAUGGCCACCCCACCAGACCCCCCACAGCCCCAGGGGACAGCAGCAGUAUUCACGGACAGCCGGGUGGCCACCCCACCAGACCCCCCACAGCCCCAGGGGACAGCAGCAGUAUUCACAGAGCCAAACGGAGCCCAAGGAAACAAUCUGACUCAGAAUCAACUGGGAAACGGAAAGAAACGGAAAGAAGAAAGAAAGGAAGGAAGAGGUCUGCUUCUGGAGCUCAGGGCUCCCCCGGUCCACCUGGUUCCCCAGGCCCCCAGGGGCCUCCAGGUAUUCCUGGUAUCCCUGGUAUUCCUGGUAGCAACGCUGUGGGCCCCGCUGGACCUCCUGGUCGUCCCGGAACACAGGGGCCCCCCGGGCUGACGGGACCGGCAGGAUUCGUCGAUAAAACCAAAACAAGGGACUUCCAGCCUGCUGUGGUUCAUCUACAAGGACAGGAAACCACCAUUCAGGUUAAGGAAGACCUGUCUGAAGGUGUCUUGAGGAACUGGAAGAUGGUGUCGAUCCACCACCGUGUCUUCAAGAUGCACUCUCGCUCCGGACAACUGGAGGUCCUCCUGGACGGCAUCUACUUCAUAUAUAGUCAGGUAGAAGUGUACUAUCUCAACUUCACGGACAUUGCCAGCUACGAGGUGAUGGUAGACUUCACCCCCUUCCUGCGUUGUACCUGCAGCAUGGAGACGGGGCAGAGGAAGUUCAACACGUGCUACACGGCGGGGGUCAGCCUGCUGAGGGCGGGACAAAGGAUCUCCAUCAGGAUGGUCUAUGAUGACACGCUGAUCAGCAUGACCAAUCAUACUACGUUCCUGGGGAGCGUCAGGCUGGGGGAUUCCCCCUGACCAUGACCAAUACGGCACAACUUCCUGGGACAUCCUGACCAAUCAUACUGCGUUCCUGGGGAGCGUCAGGCUGGGGGAUUCCCCCUGACCAUGACCAAUACGGCACAACUUCCUGGGACAUCCUGACCAAUCAUACUGCGUUCCUGGGGCGUGUCUGUAACGACUGUCUUCGGGUGAAAGAGAGGAGGACCAAGAUGUAGCGUGAUAAUCCAUAUUUUAAUGGGAUACUUAAACAACGAACAAAACCACAAACCGAUAAAAAAGGAAUGAAGACGAAUCAGUCCCGUAGCGUGAACACUAAACACUGGAACAGGAGCAAUCACCCACAAAAUACCCACAGAAUAUGGCUGCCUAAAUAUGGUUCCCAAUCAUAGAAAACGACAGACAGCUGCCUCUGAUUGAGAACCAAUGUAGGCAACAAUAGACGUACAAAAACACCUAGAUAGGAAAACACCCCCCAUAAACAUACAAAAACACAUACAUCGCCCAUGUCACACCCUGACCUAACCAAAGUAACAAAGAAUAUUAAGGUCAGGGUGUGACAGUGUCUGGCUGGGGGAUUUCCCCCUGGCCAAUAGGUCACCACUUCCUGGCGCUCCAUGACCAAUCACACUAAGUUCCUGGGACUUCCUGACCAAUCACACCACCUUCCUGGGACUUCCUGACCAAUCACACCUCCUUCCUGGGACUUCCUGACCAAUCACACCUCCUUCCUGGGACUUCCUGACCAAUCACACCUCCUUCCUGGGACUUCCUGACCAAUCACACCUCCUUCCUGGGACUUCCUGACCAAUCACACUACGUUCCUUUUGGAGCGUCCGGCUGGGGGGGAGACUCCCACACCAGCACAUCACUAAGUAGUACAAUCAACCUUGAUCUCCGCAUCGAGACAUUAUCUCACAUUUCUUUUAGACUAAAAUUUAGUUUUCAACAGCGGGACAUUUGUAUAAAACUUUAUCUCUCUGACAUUUGCAACAUUGUUUCAAUAUUCAAAUUGGAUCUCCAUCUGUCCCGUAGUAAUGAAUCGGGAUGAGACAGACAGUCAGGCAGCAUUUCUCAACUAGUGGAAAUCAUGAAUCCGCAUCAUUUUUAUGGAUGUAUAUGAAGAAAUGUCAAUUGAAAAAAGAUCAAGUGAAAUGAAGUGCAGCUAGUUUUCAGUCUUUCCAGCUUCAGUUUGUAGUGAUUGUGUUGUUGGCUGUGUUGUUGGCUGUGCUGUUGGCUGUGUUGUUGGCUACCUCCUCUGAACAACAGUGUCCAGACGCCUCACUAUCUCAUUGUUAUUGAUGUAUACAAAUAAAUGUCACUAGAAAUCA
Messenger RNA from Oncorhynchus masou masou (cherry salmon), 2855 nucleotides. RefSeq names its product ectodysplasin-A-like. NCBI's taxonomy places the organism in Eukaryota, Metazoa, Chordata, Actinopteri, Salmoniformes, Salmonidae. Gene Ontology annotation, molecular function: death receptor binding; death receptor agonist activity; tumor necrosis factor receptor binding. Bases 148 to 1542 code for a protein of 464 amino acids. The transcript is spliced from 8 exons. Gene Ontology annotation, cellular component: membrane. Gene Ontology annotation, biological process: immune response; animal organ development. The record is from RefSeq and is a predicted model, not a curated record.